GCCCAGAAGGCCCUGCAGGGACCUGGCCCCGCGCAUUGGAUUUGAGUCGGUACGCGCCGUCCAUCCCCAGCAUGAGCGCCCCCGCUGCGACCCCCAUCUUCGCCCCGGGAGAGAACUGCAACCCCGCGUGGCAGGCGGCACCCGCGGCUUACGACGCGGCGGACACGCACCUGCGCAUCCUGGGCAAGCCGGUGAUGGAGCGCUGGGAGACCCCCUACAUGCACGCGCUGGCGGCGGCCGCAGCCUCCAGAGGCGGCCGGGUCCUGGAGGUGGGCUUUGGCAUGGCCAUUGCAGCCUCAAAGGUGCAGGAGGCUCCCAUCGAGGAGCACUGGAUCAUAGAGUGCAACGAUGGUGUCUUCCAGCGCCUCAAGGACUGGGCCCAACAACAACCACACAAGGUUGUCCCCUUGAAAGGCCUGUGGGAGGAGGUGGCACCCACUCUGCCAGACAGUCACUUUGAUGGGAUCCUGUAUGACACGUACCCACUGUCGGAGGAGACCUGGCACACGCACCAGUUCAGCUUCAUUAAGAACCAUGCCUUUCGUCUGCUCAAGCCUGGGGGCAUCCUCACCUACUGCAAUCUUACCUCCUGGGGGGAGCUGAUGAAGUCCAAAUACUCGAAUAUCACCACUAUGUUUCAGGAGACACAGGUGCCUGCACUGCUAGAUGCAGGGUUCCAGAGGGAGAACAUCCACACAGAGGUGAUGGUGCUGGUACCACCAGCUGACUGCCGCUACUAUGCCUUUCCGGAGAUGAUCACACCCCUAGUCACCAAGCACUGAGCCCAGCCUAGCAUGGGGCCUCUGGACUUCUGGACAACACCUUGCUGCCACUACUCAGUGCCUUGGUGGCUAGUGCCCAGGCCCUGGCCUCUCCUAGUCUCCACGGUGCUAUUGGCAGCUUUGAGCUUCUCUGCAGUGGGAGUACUGCUACCUCCCCUUGCAGCUCCUCAAGGGUAAAAUAAACGCUAACACAGA
Messenger RNA from Nycticebus coucang (slow loris), 977 nucleotides. RefSeq names its product guanidinoacetate N-methyltransferase (gene GAMT). Gene Ontology annotation, molecular function: guanidinoacetate N-methyltransferase activity. The record is from RefSeq and is a predicted model, not a curated record. Gene Ontology annotation, biological process: creatine biosynthetic process. Gene Ontology annotation, cellular component: cytoplasm; nucleus. The transcript is spliced from 6 exons. NCBI's taxonomy places the organism in Eukaryota, Metazoa, Chordata, Mammalia, Primates, Lorisidae. The coding region runs from base 72 to 782 and encodes 236 amino acids.